ACUUGAGCUAAAACGGGGUUACACGAUACUAAAAGGUAAUGUAAAAUCCUCGAAAAUAGGUAGUUAUACUUCUGCUUUGCUCUUCAGGUAAGAACAUUUUCUUCCUUCUACUGGUUUUUAAUUGCAUGAACCUAUGACAAGUUUAGAUCGCGUUGUCUGAGUAUUGAUUCAACUUGCUUCUCCCUCUCUUUCGAAACUCAAAGAAGGAAAUAGAGACCUUAAGAUACCCCGAUAUCGGUGUACGGGUACAGGUAGUGUACCCGUACAAGUAAAAUGUUCAUGUGCGUGACUAUUUCCAUUAAGAUACCCGAAGAACAAGCACGCAAAAUUAACUUUGUACAUGCAUGUCGCUUAAUGCAUACAAAAUCUCCCUCAAAUUCUACACUUCAUAUCUUAACAACAAGCUGCAACAAAUAAUUCAUUCAUACAUAAGCUUAUUGAAAUAUCAUAGAAAGAUUUUAAGAAACUUGGCGGGAAGUCCCUCGACCGAAAGCUUGUUAUCGCAAACCCCGCCAUUUGAUCGAGGCACAUCACCAAACAAUUCCUUUGAUUGUCAACUUCAACAGUGACUCCCAUGCUAAAUUUUUCAAUGCUAUUUCUUUUGCAAAACUCAAACGUUUGAGAAAUUCUCAGAAAUUCCCCCAAAUACCGCCACAAAUUGAUAUCGUGCCAGAGUUCAACCUGCGCACGUGAGGUCCAAAAUCAAUACAUUUUGAAGCGCUUUCUUUACAGCUAAAAUUCAAAUUUGGCAAAAAUAUUUGAACAGACUUGCAAUAAAAUUGCCAAGGAGUCAUACGAUUUACAUUUGUACUUAAAAAGUCUUAAAAACUUACUCGUUUCUCCAUCAUGUAGGACUUGCAGCUACUCGUAAAUCUUCUACGGGUAAACUGGUGUCUACCCCGGAAAAACGGCUGGUUCUACCGGGUAAGGUCGAUGACGUCACCACAAAAUGAAAAAAACAUGGCGCUACUCGUUACCCGUACACCGAUUUCAGGGUAUCUUAAGGUCUCUAAUUUUGAUCUUUCACUUUCGUUUUCCUUUAAACGUGUCAGGUGCGCAGGAGAGAGAACGACUGGAAAUCAAAAGUAUUGCUUCUACAGUCUGUAGCUUUCGGUCUCCAGACACACACACACACACCUGUGCAAACUUUUGUCAAACUUGGCCGGUUCUACACGUUGGGGUCAGAUGGUCAGAUCAUGUGACCCUUAUCUUUUUCUACAUACUGCAAGAAAUCGAACCAUCUUGUUGCGAUAGACUGUUUCCAUUUGAAGACAGCCCUUAUGGGUUGUAAUAAAGGACAACGCUGUCACCAAGAUUUUAUAUUUUUGGAUAUGCAUUUAUUAUGCACAUGUCAUCGGCUUGCCCUUGGGAUAGACACCCUGGCCAACCAGGGGAAUAUGCCAGGGAAUACAGGGGGAUAGAUUGGAUUCUCUGCCCCUGUGUAGGGGAAAAUUCACGACAUUGUUUUAAGCUCAAAGGAAAGAAGGUGGGGGAAUUGCAAAUUUUGUAAAAUCGUGCACAGUAACGAUGCACGGGGAUAUCAUGGGGAUUUAUCGCAAAAAGGGAAAGGAGAAGCACUGCGUCUCUUAAGAACUAAACUCAGUUAGAGAAAACUUUGAACAAAGCAAACAAGACCUUGAACAAGGCUUACCUUUUAUGCUGUAGCUAUAAGGCCUGUAACCGGUCAAGGUUUUCAAAACACUAAAUGACCGACAGUCCGGUAUUUUCAAUAAAUUUGACUUAUCUAAGAAUCCCAGUCAAUCAAAACUAUCAUUAUGUUGAUUAAGAAAAGUCCAGCGAUCCUGAAAUGCUCUCAAGUGUAGAGUUUGGUUUACAGACAAGACCUUGAACAAGGCUUACACUUUAUGCUGUAGGUAUAAGGCCUGUAACCGGUCAAGGUUUUCAAAACACUAAGUAACCGGCAGUCUAGUAUGUUCCAAGUUUCAGCCAACGAGGGAAUUAUGGGUUAAUAUUAAAAGUAACCUUGUCGAGUUUUUAUUUGAAAAACUUUUUGAAAUUUGUGCUUGUCUGAUUAAUGCCUGAAAGCAAAACACCUUGAUGUCACAACCAUGGUCACAUACUCUCAUGCAAACAUGCCUUUCAGCUAAUCAGAGCAUGCAUAUUAUCUUAGUUAUUUUAUAAAUAAAUUUUAAUAUAAAUUAUAAAUUAUAUUGGAAGCCUUGUUAAAUACAGGCAUACACGGUAUAGGCUAAGAGGCGAGGGCUUGAAUUUGGAAUUACCUAACUUUAAUCUUAAAUUUAAGAAGAAUUCUUUCACUUAUUCAUUAGCUAAGUUAUGGAACAGUUUGCCUUCUCAAGUGUGUCUUUCAAGUGAUGCUAAUGACUUCAGAAGUAGAUUGCACAACUGCAGCUUCUUAGAACGUGUCUUAUAGUGCACGAUUGUAGCUUUUAACUGUUUUUAGAACAAGUAUUAUAGUUUUCCCAGUCAUGUUUUUAGUAUGUGGCUUUUUAGUCGGUUUUAGCUUUUUAUAUUUUAUGUUUUUAUUACCAAGUUUUUUAUAUUUAUAUAUUUAUUGAGUUGUUUUUAAAAUUGAAUAAUAUUAUAUAGCUGUAAUUAUUAUUAUAGAUUUAUUUAUACACGUUCAUAUUUUGAACAAGUUUUUAGCUCUUUGCCGUAACGCGUUAAAAUAAAUGAUUGAUUGAUUGAUUGAUUGAUUGAUUGAUAUAAUAAUUACUAUAUUCCAGAAAUUUGGCUUACUAAUACCAGCAGUAAGAGUGGCACUGAUGGCAUCUGGAAUUGUCUAUCUUGAAUUGCUUCCUGUUGUCCUUGGUUUCUUUGCUUUGGUUGCCUUUGUCACCUCGUGAGUAGUCCUCUUAUUUAUUAUAACAAUAACAUUUGACAUUAAUGAUAACUCCAUUUAUCAGGAUAUAAACACCAAUGAAAUACCGGGAAAGUUUUUGUGCGCACAAAAUUAAUUCUAGUUUAAAUUCAAGUUUAAAACAGUGAACUCAAGUUCUUUUAUUGUCACAACAGUAGAAAACUUUUUGCAGUUUUGUCAUCACCUGAUGUAAACACUGGCGUUAAGUUGAAAAAAGACUCGAAAGUUAUGAAAACCCUAGUUGUGUUAAAGACUCAAGUCUUUAAUAAUAUAUCUUUUGUGUUGUCUUACAAAAGGUAUGCAAUAGCUGUUCAUGAAAAUGAUGUUAAUGCUCUGUGGCCUUAUAUAAGGUAUGUGAUAAAAAAUUCAUUUUCCAUAAUAUAGGAACUAUAUGCAUGCUAGUGAUAGAUAAUAAUAUAAGUCUGAUCUUAAAAAAAUAUGGUAGGAAGAAAAUGCAAUGGAGCACAUCUUGAUAAAUGUAGUUGUUUUAACCCUUUAAAUCUAUUUAAAAUAUUACAUGGCUGAAUUUGCUAACGGGCAAGAUGGAGCAAAUCCUGUGUUCUGAUAGGCUACCCUUCCCCGCUUAGGAUUUCCCUGCAUUGGUCCUGCAAGAAAAAUUUCUCUUUAUGGCCAUGUAAUAAAUCCGUUAUUGACCAAGCUUGGCCAGUGAUUCCAUAUGGCUGGAAAUCGGCCUCGUUCUUUUUUGCUUUUUACUUGACCUUGACUUCAUCUCAGUCCUUAAAAAACACAAAAAAAGAACUUGGCAGCCAAUAUUCAGCAAUCUUGAACUUGCGCUUGGUCAAUAUAAGCGUAUAUAUAGCUGAUUCAAUAAAGACUGCUUUGGGCAUUGGUAAUUGGGCACUGCAUGGGAAUCUAUUGUUUGGUGGUCACUCUUGAAAGCAAAUUAUUGCAUUGUUCUGUAUGCCCAAAUAUACCCAAUUGCCAAAGUAACCUUUAUUGAAUUCGUUAUAUAUCACCAAUCAUAUUCUCGAUGAGAAAUUUCUUGGAUAUACAUUUAUUGUGAAAAAUGUUAACCCUAUAACAGGGCUGUCAAUAAGGACUGGUAGCCAGCCAAAACUGCUGGUUAGUUAAUUAGCCAUCCUUAGCUGCCUAUUUUCCUCUCCUUUUAGCAUAUACAACGAAUAAAAUUGUAAAGCUUACGUUCCCCAGUUUUGAAUGACAUUGAACGCUUAAAAAGAGGUUUAGAUCUGUGAAAUGUUCGAACCGUGUGAUGUCGUGGAACAUCUGGAACAUUUCGGCGGCAUUGUUCCCAGUUUUGCAUGUAUUCUGACAAAACAACAUGCCGUUCACGGUGGAAAUUAGCUCUUGAAAACCCCUGGAAAUGCCAUUUCCAAGGCUCGACUAAUUUUCAAAAUAUCCCUUAGUGCUAGUUCCAAAGCCGCCUACUAUUCAUUAUCAGCCUGCUACUUAAAAACUUUUUGACAGCCCUGCUAAAAGUCAUAACAUUUUGACCUUUCCAACGUCAUUUUCAAGUGCAAGAGAAAAAUAUAAUUAAAAAUAAGCAUAAAUAUAUGACUAUCAACAUAUACGUUGUGGUUCAAUUUUAUCCUUAGUUUAAAUUUAUUUUCCCUUGUUUUGGGGUAUGGUAAUGUAUGAUAAUGAGUUAAAAACAAAGGAAAAUAAAAUUUAAACCAAGGAUAGAAUUAAACCAGUCGACAACAUACAGUUUUGUAUUUUUUUAUAUUUUUUAUAGUUUUUACUCACAGUUGAAAAUGACCUCGGAGAGGCCAAAUCAUGGUGACUUUUUAGAGUUAAACAUUUAAAUAUCACAAAAUUAUAUUCUCCACAUCAAUAUGAUAAGUUAGUAAGUAAGUAAGUAAGAACUUUAUUAUAGUGUUGAGGUCGCUAUAUCAUACAAUGUACACUAAUUGAGGACACCUAACUACAAUUAAUUACUUGCCUAAUAGUCAGUAAAAUAAUCUAAUCAUCAAUAAAAUAUAAAAUCAGUUAUUAGUUGUUACUUAAAAAAAAACAGUAUUUACAAGUGCUGUCCAGCAGGCUUGCGAAAUUAACCAGUUUAAUACGCUUUUGAAAGUGUCAAAUGAAUUGUUAUCCAUGCACCAUGCCUAUGGUGUUGUUGAAGAGAAUUAUUUUCCUACGACCUCUGUAUUUGAAUGACCAGUAAUGAAACUGGUCACUCUUAGAAGUUAAAGAGUUAAUGUAUUUGAUUCUUCAUUCUUCAGCAAUCUUAUUUUACUGUUGUAAAUAUGGUCAAAUGUUUGGCAAUAAAGAAAAUUCUUGCUUUCCAACCUGUUAAAAUAUUAAUCAUUUGUCCCUCACGAAUGAGGCCAAGCAAGGAGCGAGGUUUAUAAAUUUACCAAAAUUUACCUCCCAGGUGGAUCGUGUGUGGAUUGCUGAGUGAGCAGGGAACGCUGCUUCACUAUUAUUAUUUCCGUUGGUUUUGUUUGGUGUCUGACUUGUUUUGCAACAAAUACUGCUCAUUCCAUUCACCCCUUUGUCUAUCAAAAUAACAAGAAUUAUUGUCUUUAUUUUGCAUUUUUUAAAAUCAGUGAUGCAGGUGCACGUCCACCUCAGAGCUGUAUCUUUGGACAGUUCCUAAAUAUAUCUGCAGUGAUUGGUAUGUAACAUUUCAUGUAUAAUUUGAAUAUUGAAGUUACCAUGUGUUGCACAGCUCUUGAGGUUGCUAAUCAUUAUGAUUUUGUACUUCCAUUUUCAUAAUAAAUUAUUAUUGCUUUAAUGGUAGGAAAGAAAGUGGAAUGCUGUCUUAAUUUAAAUCCUUUUCAAGAUGUACAUGCAAUACAUAAUUUUUGAGUGACCCUGCCAUGAUUAUGUGAAAAGGUAAAAAUGUAGGUGAGCCAAAGGCCCAAACGGCCAGAGUUUAUCCCACUUUCUUUAGCAUGAAGCAUGGCUUGGAGUAUUAUUGCUACUCCCCCCUGGAUGGGAUGCUAGUCCAUCACAGGGUCAAUCCCCCGGGCCAGCAGCAGUUUGCUGGUACCCACACCUGUGUGAAGAGGGACAAAAUUUAGUAAACUUCCUUGUGUAAGGAAUUAACACAAUGGGCGAGACAGGCCAUGAUUAUCUACUGAGUACAACAAGGCAUGUACAUUAUAUUUUACAUUCAUUUUGAGUGUUCUGAUAUUACUAAUGCUAAAAAUGGCUAAAACUUGCAUGAAUUAUUUUCUAGUAGCAAAGCUAGUCUUGACAAGUCACAAAGUUACUUGCAAACAUUUUGGUUUAUCCCUUUACCACCAAAUUAAAACCCACAAAACUUUUGUGCUACAUAGUACAUAGGUUAUGUUACUUAAUUUACUCUAGAUGAACGUAUACAGUAUGUACAAUUCAGUGAAUGUUAUUUUUAAUGUGGCUAAAGACAUGUAUCAUUUAGGCAAAGUUAAACUCGAGCGAGUUGGCCAGCGGUCUUUUCCCACUGUAUGUGAACCUACGGGGCGGUUCUCGGGGAAUUGCAGGGCUCUUUGUGUGCCCUUUUGCUAGUGUUGCUUUGCAUUGUAGCUUUGCUUGCUGAUCGUAGCGGAUCAAUUUUGCCUCCUUGCGAAUCAUUGUGGAUUCUUGCUGAUCAUAGCAGAUCAAUUUUUGCCUUCUUGCAAAUCAUUGUGGAUUCUUGCUGAUCGUAGCGGAUCAAUUUUUGCCUUCUUGCCACUCAUUGUGGAUUCUUUCUGAUCGUAGCGGAUCAAUUUUUGCCUUCUUGCGAAUCAUUGCGGAUUCUUGCUCCCUCUCCUCCCUCCCUGCCUGGUGGUUUUGUAAGUACUUUCUCAGGUAAGUAUUCUCUUAGGUAAGUAUCUUCACUGAAUUUAUUCAGUGUGACGGUGCCGGAGAGUUGCCACGAAUACCUCCUCUCUGCUUAUUGCGUUUGGCCCCCCACUAAUCUUUAAGACACCUGCUCCCAAGCUCAUCAUUAGCGAUGAGUUUAAUCCCCUACAUAUUUACUAUUAAUCUAUUAGUACAUUUAUUAUAUUAUUAUUCUAACUAGAGCUUAGUUCCUGUCAUAUUUUUAUUCUUUAUAACUUUUAAUUUUGGAAAAUGUUAAAUUAUUACUAUUUUUUAUUUAUAAAAUGUGUUGUUUGAUAUUUUGCAGCAUUUAUUGCCAUGUACAUUCAUUACAAGCAUGUCACAGAAUUCAACAUCACUGCCUUGCCGCUGAUACAAAAACUUAACUACUGGUCAUUAUGGAUUGGUGCUCUCACCUGUUUAGGACUCUCAAUAGUUGCAAACUUUCAAGUAAGAUUCAUUUUUGUUGGUUAUUAAUUACAUUUUCAUUAUCAUUGUCAUUAUUAUUAUUAUUAUUAUUAUUAUUAUUAUUUAUAUUAUAUGUUUCUUUGAAGAAAAAGUGCUUCUUCUUCCUGCCCAAGUGUUUGUUAUAUUUUAUGUACUAUUUGAAAAACAAACAGGAGUGCAUUAUCAGGUUUAAGAAGUCAAGGCACCUGAUAAUACACAACUCCAAGUUUUUUGAGUGGCUUCAAAAUCUCUGAUGUAGAUCAACUAAUUUUUGCACUAAUAUUUAUAUUUGGGGUUAAUUUGGUCCAAAAAAUUGGACAUUAAGUUUAGUCAUGUCUUUAUCAGAUAUAAAGACACUCAUUAAACAUUAAGAGGGAAUCCAUCAGGAAAUUGAAUAAUUUUAAUUUUUAGUGGACAUAUACCUUUUACUAGAUUAUUUUAAGCCAUUUUAUAGCAUUCUUUUUAGACUUUUCAAGAGGUAUAAAUGUAACAAGUUGUAUGAAAUAACUUAAAGAAAAGGUUUUUCCUAGAAAAUAAAUUUCAAAUUUUACAGGAAUUGAGAAACACAGUAAGUGAAAAUCAUCAUACGUAAGAUUUCAUUUGAAGCAUUUGAAGUUUAUUUUCUCUUUGGAGUUAUUUCGUAUAACUCAUUACAUUUAUAGCUGGUACAAGGUUCUUGUCCACUGAAAAUUAAAAUUACUCAAUUUUCCAAUAGAUGCCGUCUUAUUUAUUUUUUUCUUUAUGGUUUAUUAUUGAGUUUUUUAAUCCGAUUUAUUAACUUCAAAGAAAUAAGAGAUUUUUUGUUCCUGAGAAAGAGCAGAUUAUAUUAUUUUGUAACCAUAUAUGUAGCUUGCAAAUUUAAUUUCACAAAAUUUGCGAACCAGUAUUUCAUGAGUAUUCAACUUCACAAAUUAUUUUGGCAGAGCCAAAAAAAGCAAAGACAAGCCCAUGUAUAUUUAGAUUUCACCAGUUUUCAGUUCAUCAACCCAUUUGCCCUGUGAAAUUUUGUGGCAAAAACGCUUUUUAAGGCUAUUCAAGCCAUUUUCUGUUCACUGUCUUUCUAUAAAGAGGUAAAAAUUACCAGAAAGCUGUGUAUGGGUCGUAGCUUCUGAUCCAAAUGCAAAAUAUCAGCUUCCGAAGUUCAAGUUUGAACAAAACCCAAAAUUCCAAGGUAGUCUUCGGGUUUUCAAGUUACAUGUACAGCAGUCUAAUAACGUUUAACUUUGGCUUUUUCCUUCCGCCCUUAGAUGUCCAAUAGAUGGUGAGGAGUUAAAUAUUACUGGUAGAUCACCCCCUUAAAAAAUUGGUCAUAAAGUUCUCUUAAGUUAACUGAGUUUUGCACAUAGCUGUUACACAAGAUUUGCCUUUUCUUUAUCUUUAGACUGCAAACAGUCUCUCUUUUUCUUCAGAUUAGUGAGGGAAGUGCAUGCACUCGUAAUUGUCGAGUUCCACCACUCGCGUGGUCAUUUUGGUGUCUCUCGCGUUUCGCUCGAGAGACAGCUCGUAGUCUACCUUUUCUUUUCUUGUUUUCGUUAACUCCUACGUCGCAAAACUUUUCCCAUCGCGAAAAAGGAAGUUCACGUAUUUAGUAUACUUUAUUUCACUGUUUAUCUAAAUUUAGGUGGUUAACUCUUUGCCUGUGCAUAUGAUUGGAGCACUUAUGGUCUUUGGUUUGGGAAUGGUGUACUGCUGGAUUCAGGCCGUCAUCUCUCACAAAAUGCGACGCCAAGCAAUGAGUUCUGCACUCAGCUGUUACACAAGAUUUGCCCUUUCUUUUCUUGUUACUGUAUUUUUCAUCAUAAGUAUCCUUUCAUUCAAUGAAGUUUUAUUGGGUUGAACAGGGAGUCGUCCUUGGUAAUAAGAUAAAAGUACAAGGGGAAAGAUUAAUUUGUGUAAACCAAGAAUUGAAAAGUCAAAAAUCAGAUCACAAACGGAAGCAAAAACUAUUGGUAAAUGCACAAUGUCCAGAACUUAAAAACAGACAACUGAGUUUUAGAAAGAGGCACGUUUAGUUGUUGAGUUGCAUUGGUAAAGUUUUAGUUAAUUUUGAUCACUUUUUUCAUCUUCCCAGUGAUGUUUUAUAUCAUGAAAUUUUUUUGUCGGUCAGUCCCCUUAAAAGUUUUUUUUUUAAAUAAUAAUUAUUAUUAUUUUAAUGAACACCUUUUGAGGAGACUGAUAAACCAGAGUACUUUUUCUUAAGUAAAGUUGAAGUAAGUGAGUCAAUAGAAGGAAAGUUAAAGAACUUGUGUUGUUUUUCUAAAGCUUUUUUUCUGGGAAAUAAUAACCCAAUGUGACAAAAUUUGCCCAACUCCUUGAAGCUGGAUUCAUUAUCCUUGUCAGUUACUGCGCUUUUCAAAAACAUGCGAAUUCUGAAAUUCGAAGACCAACUAACGUUUGCGUUUUUCGCUGCCGUCAAUCAUCUUAGGGGACCUCUUAGCAAACAGAACUUUACUUUAACGCGUUCAAAAGCUCAUGGUUUGUAAUUGGUGUUUAGUGGCUUUUGAUCCGUUUUGUGUGUUUUGUGAUUGUAAUUAUGAUUGACGGCAGCGAAAAACGCAAUUGUGAAGGCGGCUUUUGAACCUUAGAGUUCGCAUGUUUGUGAAACGCGCAGUAAGGCAACACUUCCAGGCUAUAUUCACACUAUACUGGACAGUUUUUUGUGCUGAUGUGAAAAGUUACCCAGUAUGGUAUGAACAAAAGUAGAUUGAGUUUGAUCGUCUGGAUGAACGUAAUCCUGAUUAGGCAGGGGCACCCAACGACAAUUUUCGGGAAAAUAUCUGUUCGGAUUCGGAAGACGAUUUGAGAUCUAGAAUUUUCGGAACAUUUGUUGUAAAAUUUCUUGCUUGCCUGCCUCUUCUAGGAUUUUCGAACAUCUAAAAAAUGGUAAAAUUGCCCAUUUUCAACGGAUUUUUACACUAAAAAGGUCACCUAGAAUUUUCGGGAGCCUUUUUUCUGGCUGAAAUUUUCGAACGGGCAAGUUUUGAUCCCUAUAAUUUUCAGAUCACUACACUUUCAGCUAGGAAAUCCGAACAGAUGAAAAAUUUAUAGGGGAUAAAAAUAUGCCCAUAUCCACCGUUUUAAUACUAAAACACGUUUAACAAUGCUAUGUUUAAGUGGUUUUGAACUAUAUUCUCGUUGGGUGCCCCUGAUUAGGACUGUUGUUGUUGACAGUGACUGACGUUUCGACAACCUGUGCGGUAGUCACCUUCAGAGUCAAAGUGAGUUGUAUCAGUUCAGUUGAUGGUAUUAUACUCUGGUUAUUGAUUUGAUUGUUCAAUUACGUCGUGAUGUUAUUGGUCGUCUGUGAGUUAAGCCGUGAUGUUAUUGGCUAUGAGACUCGUAAUCAGUAAUUGGUGCGUUUUGAUCCGUCUGUUGUGACAGUUAAACAGUCGUCUAUCGUUAGUCAAAUUGUCAGUUCUCCAGUCAUUCUCUCGUAGUUAGUUUUCCUUGAUCUCGUCAAUAAGUCGUUUGUACGGCGCUGGUAACUGUUGGCUACGAUUCAGUGGCGUUUGUUCUAAGUUAGUAAACCAGCUUUCUAAAGUAAGACCUAUCCGGUAUGGGACACUCCACUUUAGAGAUGACUGGGGUGCAACUUUGCUCCGUUACAGAAAUCAGUCUUGUUGUGUGAGAACAGAAGCCCUAUUUGCUAUGGUUUACGUGCCAUAUAGCAAUAGCUAUCCCGCAGUAUAGUGUGAACACUGCCAUAAAGAAGGAGCAUGACUAUGUUAAUUUUGUGAUGUUUUCGAUUUUGUAAAUACCGUAAAAUUCCGAAAAUAAGCCCCGGAACUUAUAUUUUUUUAAAGGCCUUUUUUGAGCGCUUAUUUUUUGAGGCGCUUAUAAGUUCGGAGGGAAAUUUGUGUUUCAAAAUCGGCUAGUCUUAUACUUGGAGGGAAAUUUACGUCUCAAUAGCGAUUAGGCUAUCUUAUAGUUCAGAUAGUUGGAAGGAAAUUUAUGUCAGUAAUUUGAAGGAAGUUUUUACUGAAGCUCGCCUUGAGGACGUACGCAUUUCUAAAACAGCCAUUCAAGUGCUUUGCCUGUAUGGACCUAGUCAAGAGUGAAGAGUGAACCUACGCAAACAGCAAUAAACUGUGACACUUUUUGACUGCAAUCACUUGGCACACGUAAUAGCUCUCUGGCUUCCAAGUACAAAUAUUUUUGUUUACUGUGCCGUUUUUGCUUUGUUUUACUUUGUAUUUGAGGGCAAUUUCCAAGUUCAAGCCCCCGGGGGCUUACAUUUGGAAGGGCGAUUUAAUGGAGGGUUUUUUGCGUUACAAGUUUGGGGGGCUUAUAUUUGGAGGGGCUUAUUUUUGCAAUUUUACGAUAUGUUGGGUGUUAUGUAAUGUGUUGUAAACCUUGACUGUGAAAUAGCUCUUGUAGCUGGAAAUGUAAGUGUUGAAGAAUAUAACAAGAACGCCAUUAACGGUACUAAGCAUACUUAUGAUCGCAGGUGGAAGGAAUCGGAUAAGGUAGGCAUCUCCAGUUUGAUCAUCUAUUUCCCAAAUCCAUCAUCGACCUUUUCAUUUACCGAACUUAAUACCUAUUUAGGUCAACCCAAAUGAUAUUAGUUCUGUGGUAGAUUCAGACGUGCAACCUACUUAGUCAGACUCAAUUCAUUUUCACAAUGUGAAAGGUUCGGCAAAUGAGAAGUUCGAUGUUUGAAAAGACCUUUUUACCGAUACGGCGGCCAUAUUGAAUUAAUUCGAUUUAAGGAGUAUUAUGAGCAUAUUUUGUUUGUAUUUUGAGUGCUUUUCGGGACACUUUUUCUUAAAGUUUUCUUAGAAUAAGAUUGUAAUGAGAGAGAAGAUCCUUGUGCCGUGUUUGGAUGUAAUAAUGAUCGCCUUUUUCUAGUUUAGUAUUAGAAAUAUGGUCUUUCACUGUAUAUUUCUCGGGAAAAAGGCGAUCAUUAUCAUCUUAUUCUAAGAAAACUUUAAGAACAAAUGUCCCGAAAAGCGCUCGAAAAUACAAACGAAAUAUGCUAAUGCCGCCUGGGCAUCCUAUAAUACUCCUUAAAUCGAAUUAAUUCAAUAUGGCCGCAGUAUCGGUAAAAAGGUCUAUUGAAGUUUCUCCACAAUUGAAAUUUCCCUCUGGGCCACUCGAUCUUAAUUCAUGAGUCAACCCAAAUUGGAUAUGUUGGGCUUAAAUGAUUCAAACGUCGAUCUCUUCAUGUACUUAACUGAAGAGAUUAGGUUCGGUACAUGAGAAGUUCGACGUUUGAACUGGGCCCAACUGUCUAGUUAAACUUGUCAAGUUAAAGCAUAAAGUUUAAAAAAUAAUCUGGAGUGCAGCCGUUCCUUUGAAAAGCUGCACUCACAUUUUGAUUACCCAAGCUGUCAUUGCUGGCCGGUCCCAGUUUACGAUUUAGUAAGUUGAAAGGCUCAGUUUAUAUCGAGAAAGUUUUACCUCAAAAGAGGUUCACUCUCACAGCUGUGUCAACUUUAGCGCGCCCUUAUAUGAGAAAAACAUAACAUAACAACUUUAUUUAAGUGUCGAUGUCUUUAGCUUGUAAAAGCCAAUUGGGGACACUAAAAUAAUAGGAAAAAAAAUAUAAAAUGAGUUUAUACAUGGUAUCAUAAGGUGAAUUUAUAAUUCUCUAAAAUCCGUAAAAUUUAUGAAAGGUAAAAAUUUAAAAGUUAAAAGAUUAUGGGGUUAUCCCCACUAAAAUAUAGAGAAAAAUGCUUACCAUAUUUUUAAAAAUUCUCAAGUACUACAAAUAUGACAGAAGCCAUAAUUUUCACUUAUAAGAUCCACAAGGUUAAUACGCCGUAUGCUGGACUUGAAGGAUUGUAAAGUAGGUUUAUGCUUGAUUUUGCUGUCCAAUCUAGACCAUAUAUAUGGUCCAAAGUACCUAAUUGAAUGUUCCCCGUAACGUACACUAUUAAAUUUGGGUAAAUGAAAAUCCAUAUUUCUUAAGUGAUAUUUGGAUGACUUAACACUAAAAAUGUCAACGACAUUACUAGGCACCAAACCAUAUUUAACUUUAUACAUUAAGGUAGCAAGAUCUUGUAAACGCCGAUUUUGUAGGCUAGGUAGAUUGGCCCGCUCUUGUACUCUUUCAACUUUUCUGGCGUCGGAGGCUUUACAGAAAUGCCACAUAAGAUGGCAAUAUGUUAAAUAUGGCAAUAUCGAGGAUUUACAUAAAAGCAAUUUUGCUUCCGUAGGGAUCAGAUUUCUUAAUCUUCAGAGGAAGCCCACUCUCUGGCUAGCUUUUUUAUUCACAGUUCACUAAUGUGUUUGCUAAAUACAAGGUGUUCGUCGAUGUUAACUCCGAAAAGGCUAAUGUCCGCAGUACUUUCAAUGACAUGCGCAUUGAUUGUUAAUGAAGCUUGACCCUUAUCAUUCUGUGAGUUGAUCGUCAGCAACUGGAAUAAAAAGUGGACCCCUGGCCUUAGCUCGAACCAAGAGUGCUCACACGUGCUCUGAUUGUCUCGCAAGCCAAGGUUUUCAUAUGCAGAAAAGUUGGAAGGGUAGGAGGAUGACCCUGUUUCUCAUGUCAACGAUUUCCCAAGUUUUAUGAGCUCCUGGUUUUAUAAGGAAAUUAAUGGGGGAAAAUUUGGCUUGCCCAGUGUAGCUCGAGUAGACAAGUGACCCCUCUUACCAGGACAAGAAAGUGCCGACCUACCCCUCCCCCAAGCCAACAUUAAUACUUUCUUCUCACUUAGGGCAAAAUGUUGGCUUAGGGAAGGGGCUGGUAGACAGUUUCCCAGAAACGUAUAAUGUUCCGACAAGUUUCUACUUAUAAACAGGACCUAAGACAACCUGUUAACUAGGCUGGGUAGCAGGCUUUUGCGCACACGUUGCUUGACAUGUUUGAAAACGAGUUCUUUAGAACUCCUAAGUGCUUUGUGGGAAACAAAUAAUAUUACAAUUUACAUUUUUUUUUUACUCUGAACAAAGAAUUUUGUUAUCUAUUUUUUCUCUUUAUUCAUCAUUGUUGUGGGUCCUACAUACUCACAACUCUUCCAGACAGCUUUGCUUUUGUAUGUUUUAUACAAAGCUUUUGUUGCUAACCUAUUUCACUCCACACUUUGUAAAGCUAUAGGGCAUAUCAAACUUAUUACACUUUCUUAUCCAUAGGGAUACCAAGCCCAUCUUGCCAGUACGUUCAGUGAGUGGCUCAUGAGCAUUUGCUUCCUGCUUUAUUUUUUGACUUUCUUCAGGGAGUUUCGAAAGAUCAUUGUGCAUAUUCAAGUGCGUCCAAAGAACGCAGAAAUCUUUUCCUCAGGGGAGCACGAUGAAGCCAGAAUAGUAGUUUAGAAACCGUCUUUGUCUAUGUGUAAAUUUCUGUACAGUUCCUAGAUUUUUCAGGCCAGGGCUACACGCAUGCUGAACCUAAUCUGAUUAAGUUUAAGUUUGGAGUGUUUGGUUACUUAGGUUGCUUGAAACCGUCAGCUAGUUAACCUGAUUUAUGCGAAGAGUUUAAGAAGACCCUCUUGACAAGGGUCCCUACAAAUUUUUGAACCGACGAUUUUUUUACUUGGACAACCCGUGUACACGGAACCGUGCAAAUCGAGUUCAAAAAAGAUCAAGAAAAUUUUCGUUUUGUGUUCACGUCCCAUAUAAAACCUGAAAAUAGGAAAAUUCACUGCAUAGUUGUGCAACAACGGCAAAGAAAUGUUUAAAAAAACCGUAAUGCACCUACAAAAUUGUUGUGUUGCUUAUUUAAACUUGUGGUUUUUUGCCGUUCUCUUUUCCCUCGCCGUCUUCAUUGCGUAAGCACAGGUACCCCAAGCUGACGAGUGACAAUCGUUGUAUUAUAAAGGUUUGUAUGGGGAUUUAAGCGAUCGUUAUUCAGGGGUCAAAAAUACUAAUAAAGAUACAUCAGAAUUUCUGACCUUGUCUCCUUGUCUAAAUUCGUGGCUUUUUCUUAGCAUUUUUGGCCAUUUCAGGGCGAUUCCAGCGAGUUUUAGUUCUGCCAAGGCCGAAUCUCCAUAGAAACUCUUACAAUAUUUCUGGUACACUCACUCGUGUGCUUGGGGUACCUGUGGCGUAAGCUGCCUAAUGUUACAUUAACACUUACUUUGCUGAUCUUAGUUAUUUUUGUGCCAUAACAAACUAAGACUGUUCUAUCAAACCGAUUUAAAACGCCACUUUCCUGCAGUGAAUGUACCAACCGCAAAUUAAUCGGCUAGGUUUGGCUCAUGCGUGGUAGUGCAACCAGGCCUGCAUUCUGUUAUGUUAUUUCCAAAAUAGAGACCUUUAGAUUCAAGGACGAGAACGACUACGAGUACGAGAUUUAACUUAAACUUUUUUCGCGUAUUCUCAAAAAAUAGACAUCCCGGAAAGCUUCAUUGUACUUUCUUUCAUUAGAAAAAAUAACAAGAACUUGCACGGAUCCGCGGGAAACGCCGGAAAACCUCAAUCUUAAGGUCUCUAAUAUACGGAAACAAACGAACGGGAGACUGAUGACCCUAAACGCGUAAACUAGUAAACAAUCAUUAUGGCCUUUACGAAGCCAGGCGCAAAGAAUAUCCACCAUGAAUUCGAUGUUAUUUCAGUAACUUAGAAAUUUUCAAUGGCUUGGAAAUUCCAGUUAAAUGCUUAGCAAUGAUUAAAUUCUCAAAGAAUUGAUUUUUUUAAAAGAAUUAUUGAGUAAUUUUUGAUCUGCGGCUUAUAAACCAAAGAUGACACCUUUUUUCGCUUACAUGAGCAAAUGUACAUCUAUCUUAUGAGUAAGAAUAGCAAAAUGUGUGAUCGCAAAGAGCGAUUGCUUGCCAAUUUUCACUAUUGAAAGAACUGAAGCGCAUAUUAAGCCAGGUAUAUACGUGUGGAUUGUACCGGCAUGAUUCAAAAACAAAAAGUGAAAAAGACACAUUUGGGGAUGCAAAAUUUUAGGAACAUUUUAUUUCAAAAACGCUCUCGUAGAUUUUUUCAAAUCUUGCCAAGGUAAAGGCAACGGCCUAACUAUCAUUACACUAGAGGAUUUUAACAGAUUAUUGCUAGAUUUCGAGACUGAAUUCCCAUGCCAUCGUUAUUCUGUUUCUAAGGAAGCGGCGAUGUCAACGAAACAUGCUCUAAAAUUAAGUUCGAUGUUGGAUAAAUAUGUGGUUAUUAGUUUUUUAUAUCCAGACCUCGUUUGGUCUCUAUGAUUUGUUACUGUUAUUUAUGUUUAUGAGUUUUUGAAAUAUUGCCUCAAAAACAAGUACAAAAUUUUGAAUUUUGAAUUAGACAAAAAGGA
Messenger RNA from Porites lobata, 16229 nucleotides. NCBI's taxonomy places the organism in Eukaryota, Metazoa, Cnidaria, Anthozoa, Scleractinia, Poritidae. The record is from the annotation of a GenBank genome assembly.